Rubroshorea leprosula is the source of this 691-nucleotide messenger RNA. The record is from the annotation of a GenBank genome assembly. Lineage: Eukaryota; Viridiplantae; Streptophyta; Magnoliopsida; Malvales; Dipterocarpaceae.
AAAUUUGAUAAUUAAAUUUAAAAUAAAAUUGAAAUUCUUACCCACUGGAAACGUCUUGCUCUGUUUUGCUACUGUUGCUUUUUGGUUCGGUGGAUGAAGGAGAGGAAGGUGUUGCUGCUCUGUUUGAUGGAUGAAGAAGAGGUUGUUUGUACCCACUAGGAAAGAGAGGAAGGUGAGCAGCAGAUGCUGCUCUGUUUGGUGUUGCAGCUUUGUUUGGUGCUGUUGCUCUGUUUGGUGAAGAAGCUGCUGCUGUUCAAUGGUCGGCAAGGAAGUUGAGUCGUGAAAGGCUGGAAGGGGCUAUUGAUGGUGGUGGUUGAGAGCAGAUGCAGAUCUGUUCUGCUGUUGUCGCUCUGUUCUGUGCUGCUACUUUCUUCGAUGUUGUUGAAGCUAUUGCUGGUCAGUGGAGGAAGGGAAGGAAGAUGAGCGGCGAAUGGCUGGAAAGGGUUGUCGACGAUGGUGGUUGGGGGCAGAGAGGUCGGUGGAGGAAGGAGAUCUGCUCUGUUUCGGUGUUUCUGAGUCUGAAUUCUUUCUAUUUUUUGCACAGUAUUUGUUCUUGCUACUGACUACUUUGUUUUUUUUUCUUCUCAGUUUUGACCUUUUAUUAGGGUUUUUUUUAUAUCUAAUUUUAAUUGAAAUUUAAGAGGUUUUAAGUAAUAAUAUUAAAAAGGUAGGAUAAAAUAGGUAUAUUGCC